Molecule: messenger RNA, 2412 nt
Organism: Neodiprion fabricii
Lineage: Eukaryota; Metazoa; Arthropoda; Insecta; Hymenoptera; Diprionidae
Gene: EMC5
Product: ER membrane protein complex subunit 5
Exons: 3
Coding region: 61-429 (122 amino acids)
Cellular component (GO): plasma membrane; early endosome; Golgi apparatus
Source: RefSeq, a predicted model, not a curated record
GCGCAUAACCUCUGAAUAUCUCACAACGCUAGCGUUGAAUAAAAAUUUCAAAAACCCGAAAUGAGUGCCACUACGCUACACAAAGUAAUUUUGAUUAUUGGUUUUAUUUCCUUGCUGCAUGCAGCAUACUCAGCGGCUCAGCAUCGAUCAUAUUUACGUAUAACGGAGCAAGAAUUUAUAACAUUACCUGUAGACAUUAUAACGCAAGGUAUUGCAAGUCUCUUCCUAGUCAUGUACGCAGUCAUGUUUAUAGCAGGCGAUUUCAAAGAAAUACGUGCUGCGGUUGACUUGGAAAGUAAAUCAUGGGAAACACUGAGGAACCUGCCAUCUUUUCAGAUGUAUAAUCACCGUGGUAGAUCGCUAUCCCCAUACUAUUUACCACAGGUUCAGAAAUCAUCUCUUGAAGAUAACUUGCUGACAAUGAAUUGAGAACACACUGUUUGGCAUAAAUUAUUUAUGUAUUUAUUAUGUAACAUAACUGGGCACCAUGUCAGUAAAUAUAUGCUUGACAAUAUGGUUUAAAUCACAAUGCACAAAAUUCCAAAAGAUUAAAGCAUCCAAUAAGAAUAUUAGUAUACUCAAUUUUAAAGUUCUAGUGCUGCAGGUGUUACAAUAUUAGAUCAGUAUACCCUCGUCCAAUUUACUAUGUAACAGUAUUUGUCUAACUUUAUGUUCGCAAAGAUUCUGGUGGUAGUGAAUAUAUUAUACAAACUGCAGGGUAAUAUUUCAUUAUGAAAGCAAUUUUUGAUCCAAUAUUUCACUUUACAUUGACCUGAUGUCACGAAAUUAAAAUCUGAAACGAUAUUUUCUCUGUAUUUGUUUUCGGAAAAGUUAUCCAGCAUCUGGCGAAAAUUGUUUACAAAAUUGAGACACGCAUACGUAUCUACUCAGAAAGUAGACUUUACGAUUAGACAGUUUCUCAGUUUUCCGAUCUUUGAUAAAUUCUAAUAAUCCCUGAAAAUUUUGUACAAGUGUCCGGAUAAUUGGGUUGGACAAAUUUAUGUAGAAGCAUUGAUAUUUCUGCAGUUUCUAUGAAUAGUUUUCAUAAUUCUGGUUUGACUGAAAAUAUUCUCUCAGAUACGUCCAGAUGUUUCUAGCUGCAUUUCGGAAAACUUAAUUUCAAAUGUUUACCAUGAAUUUCUAAUUUCUCUCAGAAAUACAUUCCAGUAUUUCAAAUUUUCUCAGAUCUGUGAUUCGAAAUAAAAAUCUGCAUAGUAAGACUUUCCUCUAGUGUUGACUUAAGAUAUACUACAAGGUUCUCUUGAAAGGACCUGCUCGACAAUUACAAGCUAUUCACACCAUCCCGAUUACUGACGAAAAACGCUCUCUCAGGCUCUUCUCUGAAUCUGGUCAUAGAUUUUAGCGUUGGGUAUAGGAUUGAACCACUUAUAUUUCCUAUACCGUAGCUUAAUUACGCUGUGUAAAAUUGAGUUAUUCAAAAGCGUACACACGCCAAAAAAAGCUCGUGUAAAAUACCGCAUGUCGGUUGUGCGCAUGCGCCACAUUGUUUUACCGCAGUUUGAAAAUAGCGCACUUUACGCACGCUCCACAGGCAUCGAAAAUCGAACUUUCCGAGCAGGUGUUGAAAUUAAACGUUAUCCCGCUACAUUUGUUUCUGGUUUAAGACGAAAAUAUUGGAAAUUGUACAAGUUGUUCAUUAAUUUAAGCUGGAGUGACGGUAUUGUCACUUCACAUUUAUGUGAAAAUUAGAUCUCAGGAUUAUGUUUGUAAUGUAAUAUGCACCCUCAUUUCAGAAAAUAUACAUUUCAGGCAUUGUACUCUCAACCAUGAUUUAAAUGACCCACCUAAGUGUUGGCAACUGAUGGCGUUGUGUAGACAUAACUUCUAAUAAAAGGACCCCAAAAGAUCCUAGUAACAAGGGGAUAUUUUGGGAUAUGUUAGUUAGUUUCCUGGAAAAUUUGAAGAAACAUCAAGAACAGUCGAUUUAUUUCAUGAUUGGUUUCUCAUGUGUAUUGCGGCACUCAAUCGUUUUACGAUUUAUAAAUACUACAAUAUAAUGUAUAGCAAUGCUUUUUCAACACCGGUAAAAGACUAUCAUGGCAAUAACUCGUGUUGAUGUACCUAGUUGACACUAAUAUGGACAUUUCAUUAUGAAGCAAAUAAAUAAUACACGUACUCGAUUUUCCUACACUAAUUUGUACUGCUUCAAAGAAAUGAUUAAACACCAACUACCUAAGAUUACAAUAUACACUCGCAAGCAUCACAAUAUACAGACGCAAAUGCUGAUUACUGGUUUCAUCUUGUUGCAAUUACUUCAGAGAUAGUAUGUGCUGAAUUCAAUCCACACAAAGGUAGAAGCACCAGCACUGUUGGAAUAUAUUUUUUUGUUUUUGUUUUUUUUCUUCGGAGUAAUAUUUCAUGUUAUAACUAUAAUUGUCAAAAAUGCGUUGA